UGACGGAGUAAGCCGGCCCCCCUCCGCGGGGCCCUCCCUCGGGUGAGAGUGUACGUGCGGGCCGACGAGCAGUGAUGGCGGACAGGCAGGGCAGAGUUUCCUCAUUCCUUUGAACCCUGACUCCAGAAGAGGAAAAACAAAGAAGCCCCGGGUUUAUUCCACUGUUCGCGACGGAGCCCGGAGUCGACAUAAGCGCCUGUUUUCAGCGUCGGUGUGUGGUGAUUUACCCGCAGCAUGAGGAUGCCACCGGCAGAGGCAGCAGCCGGCGGCCUGAAGCAGUGCCGGCAGGCCCAGGGUCAGCUAGACGACGCCAUCAACGGCGUGAUGAAGGCUGAGCAGCAGCUGAGAGAAAAUGCCCGAGAGGUGCGUUCGGAGCUUCAGAGCUGUGUGAGCCGUCAGCAGGAGGCGCUGCGCUGCAGAGAGGUGUGGCUGCUCGGUCAGAUCGAGCUGCUGGAACAGCUGAAGAUGGAAACCCUGCAGCAGCAGCUGCACCAGCUGCACUGGCUCAGAGGUCAGUUUGAUGUGAUCGCUCAUCAGCUGCAGAACUCCAACAGCAGCAACGACCUGAACAACCAGCUGACCAGCUGCAUGGAGAAGUUGUCCUCACUAAGCCUGACACCUGAGGAAACCCCUGAGAUGAGUUUCCACGCCGACACUCGCUCUCUGAGGCAGGCCAUCACCUCGUUUGGCAGCAUCACUGCACAGCUUGUGGAGGGUGUGUCCUCUCAGAGCCCUGACCCCCAGAGAGGUCAGGGGCAAAGCUGUCCAAUGGCAGCCAAGACACAGAAGACGGAGGUCGGGUCUCUGGGCGACUGGUUGUUGGGAACUCGUCAAACCAGCGGCACUCUUAUUGGUUACCAGUCCAGCAGGAACCCUCAGGAUUGGCUGAUGUCACACAAGGAGAGCAAGACUUCCUGUCCCAUCCUGGCCUCUGUGGACUUCCUGCAGGCCUGGGGUCAGCUCAGGGACCUGGAGGCGUGGUUGCUCCAGGACCAGAUGCCCGUCGGCAGGGAGAGGACCAGCAGCAGCUGCAGCUCCUCCUUCUCCAUCGAGAAGAUCGAUGAAUCAGAGUUCGCCGUCGCCCCCGAGGAGGAGGAGCUGAGCGACUGGCUCAUCGCCCCUCCCACCAUUGCCAUGGAGACCAUGUCAGAUGCAGAGCGGUGGCGGCAGGUGUUGAAGCCUUUUGAGGACGGCUGGUCAUCCAGCGAUUGGCUGGCCGGCUCGAGCCGCCCGGCCGCCGACUGCUCAUCCUGCUGCCAGACCGCCAGGGCCGUGGAGAUCGAGAACCUGGGCCAGCUCAAGUGCCUGAAGACCCCGCCCGCCUCCAGCCCCAUCUCCCCGCCCCCAGCUGUGACGGCCCUGGAGGCGUGGCUGCAACAGACGGUGCCGGUGCAGCAGAACUGCAGGGCCAACGAGCUCUGCUCCACCUACUCCGAGUGUGUCUGUGAGGAGAACUGUGGGAAAGAAGCUCUGAGCUUCUGGCUGCUCCAACAGGACGGACGGGACAAGAACGGAGUCCCCGUGGCCAAGAACGCCCUGCCCACAGACAAGAACGCCCCCCCCUCCGUGAAAACUGCCCCAUCCACACCGUACUGCAGAGAGCAGGAGCAGAAGGUUCACGCCAUCCUGGAGGCCUGGCUCCACCCCACCAACUCCACCUCCACCACCUCCUCCUGCAGGACUCCUCUACAGGUUUUCAGCUCCUCCCUCUCUGGCUGUGUGGUUCCUGAGGAGGAGAAGGCCAGCAGGGAGGACCACAGCACCCAGUUCAAGUCUCCCUCUUUCUCCUCCCCCUCCCCAUUCCAGCUUCCUCUGAAUCCAGACCUGUGGGUCCUCCCAGGAAAGACUCUGACUCCUGCUCCGGGGUCAGGAGGUCAGCACAGCCCAGCUGAAGAGGAGGACAAGUGGCUGCUGAAGAAGAGGAGUCAGGCUCAGGAGCGCCUGGUGUUACCUACGGUCUGUGACCUGUUCUCCUGCAUGAAGGUGGGCGGAGACAAAGAAAAAUGGCUGCACAAAGCUCCUAUACAGAUGUGACGAUGACAUGACGAUGACUCUUCUUCUUCUGCUCACUUUAUUGCUGAUCAGCGCACACGACUACAAUGAUCUAUCCAAUGCCACCUUCUUCCUGUGACAUCAUGACGCGGAGCCACGCCUCUCCUCCAAUCAGGAUCAGAACAAUCAGGAGGCAGACUGUGGGGAUUAAAUAAUAUGAGCUCAAGCUUAAAGCUGUGUAAGAGCUUUCAGCCACGUCUCUCUGUCUUCAUCUGGAGGAAUAAAGUGAUGUGGCUGAAAGCUCAGGAGCCUGUUUCCUGUCUGAUCAUCCGAAGAGUCGCCUCAGUUCAUUUACCUGAUCAGUUAUUGAUCAGUUAUUAAAGUCACUUUCUAAACAAAAACA
Messenger RNA from Toxotes jaculatrix (banded archerfish), 2395 nucleotides. RefSeq names its product nuclear receptor coactivator 4 (gene ncoa4). Gene Ontology annotation, biological process: intracellular iron ion homeostasis; response to hormone. The record is from RefSeq and is a predicted model, not a curated record. The coding region runs from base 235 to 2034 and encodes 599 amino acids. The transcript is spliced from 11 exons. Gene Ontology annotation, molecular function: transcription coactivator activity. Lineage: Eukaryota; Metazoa; Chordata; Actinopteri; Toxotidae.